AGUUCAGUUCAUCAAACUCAAGCUCAAAAACACAAUCUCAUUAAAAUCUCAGUUAAUUAAGCAUUUUGGCACACUAGCGAAAAUGAAAGGAGUAGUGAUAUCAAUGUUGGUUGUGUUGGCAAUUGUUCAAUUCGUGAUGCCAGGAGAGGCUGUGGAUUGUGGGCAAGUGAACUCGUCCUUGGCCUCUUGCAUUCCAUUCUUGACAGGAGGGGUCGCUUCUCCUUCUGCUUCCUGCUGUGCUGGGGUCCAGAAUUUGAAGACGCUUGCUCCCACCUCCGCUGAUCGAAGAGCUGCAUGCGAAUGCAUUAAGGCAGCCGCAGCUCGCUUCCCAACUAUAAAGCAAGAUGCUGCCUCGUCCCUUCCUAAGAAGUGUGGUGUUGAUAUUAAUAUCCCCAUCUCGAAAACCACCAACUGUCAGGCGAUCAACUAAGAUGAAGGUGAGAGCUGAGAAAAUAAUAAAGAUUUGGGAGCUAUGAGCUGUCGACAUUUCCUUUUUCUUUUUUUCCUUUUUUAGUCAUUCUGAAUAAAAGAUUGUUGUCUCUAUGAUCCACCUUGUUAUACUGAAAUUCAUGAAAUGAUAAAUGAAUCUCGUUUCACUGUA
Molecule: messenger RNA, 601 nt
Organism: Ricinus communis (castor bean)
Lineage: Eukaryota; Viridiplantae; Streptophyta; Magnoliopsida; Malpighiales; Euphorbiaceae
Product: non-specific lipid-transfer protein A
Exons: 2
Coding region: 83-430 (115 amino acids)
Biological process (GO): lipid transport
Cellular component (GO): membrane
Molecular function (GO): lipid binding
Source: RefSeq, a predicted model, not a curated record